GGUCGGUUCCUAAAGGCCCGUGUGUGUGUGUCUGUGCUUGUGGGCGAACGAGACGGACAGAAGUCGUGGGACUUCUCCCUUGGAACUUCUGUGCCGAGAAUCCGAUGUUGGGCUCGGCUACCUGGCUGAAUACAGCAGAUCAGCCCAUGAAAACUUCUAUUCCUAGCCAAAGGAAGGAGUCCAGCAAAAGGCAGCACCUACUCUUUCAGGCUUGGAAGCAAGAAAGGGGGCAGGAGUUGGAGAGUGUGGAAUCUGAGAAGACAACUGAAAGGUGACAUUUAAGUUGAAGAUGGGUGGUGGAGAAAGAUUCAACAUUCCAGUUCCCCAGUCUAGAAAUAUCACCAAGAACCAUCAACAACUUAAAAACAGGCAGAAGAAUAAAGACCAGAAUUCACAGAUGAAGACCUACAUGAAGAAAGAAAGAGGACAUGGAUGCAACUCAUCAUCUGGUGCAUGGCAGGCCAUGCAAAAAGGGGGAAAGAACAAUGUUCAUUUCCCCAGUAAUCAAAAUUGGAGUCCUACUUUAUCGAAUCGCAACCUGUUUUUCACACCUCAAACCAAUCAGAACUAUGCUGGAGCAAAAUUUAGUGAGCCACCCUCACCAAGUGUUCUUCCUAAGCCACCAAGCCACUGGGUACCUGUUUCUUUUAAACCUUCUGAUAAAGAAAUAAUGACAUUUCAGCUUAAAACAUUACUUAAAGUCCAGGCUUGAGAUGUAACUUUUCGUAUUUUUAAAGUUACUUAAAUUUACAGGGUUUCACAUUUGAGAAUUGUUAUUCCCAACUCCAGAUGCACAGGUGUACAGAACUAGAUGUUCUUGCUGCAUGUAGUUAAUCACUUGGAAGAGGAGGGGGUGGAAGUUUACAUUCCCCUUAUGUUUUACCUCAAAAGUUGUGUGCUGUGUUCACUUCACUGUGAAAUAGGUAUUUUCUCUAUAAUCCAUCUAAUCAAAUCCUAACAGUCACCAUUUCUUGUAUUUAUUGAAGAGUAAAUGGGACUGUCUCCCAAAAUUGGAGUUGUGACUACUUUUUGGUAUGGCGUUAGAAAACCAGCUUUUACCUAACUUAGUGCAGCGGUAACUGGAAAAAAAUGCACUGAAAGCUUUAGUCAGGUACUUUGCUGCUCUUCACACUUGCGUAAAAUUUGCUUGUUAAAUAAAAACUGCAGAGCAGAUUUGCUGAGCGGAGGAGACCUCCACCUAGGCACUAGGUAAAGCAGAUGAGUUGUCUCUUAUUUAUACCUGUGAGCUUUAUUUGGCACUCUUGAAUUGGUGGACAAGCAUUUCAAGCCUGCGACUAAAAAUGAGGUCUAGGAAACAUACUGGUGCGUGUCCUUGAAAGGAUGGAAGAACACAUCAGGCAAAUCUGUAAUGGCCUCUCCCGCUCUAGCAAAACUUCAUUGGAAUCUCAACAACUCAGACUGUGCCAACUAAUGACGCUGCAUUGCCAGAUGACUGCCAAAAAACGCUAAAAAACUCCUUUGUAUUCCAAUUGCACUGCUGCAUUCUAAAAUACAUUUUUGUAUCAGUUUUUAAAAUUGUGAAAAAGGUGAAGUAGUUACUUAGGCUGGUCUUAAAUUGGUUACCCUGUAAUAAUCGUUUUAAGUUACAGUAGCUUGUGGCAGGUAUUAAAAUGUUUUCAUAGGGAAGACAGAGCCAUGUAAAUAAAUGUAAAACUUUGUAGCAUAUGUAAAUUUAUGCUGGGCUUUCCUGCACAGAAGUAUUUUUAGUACAAAACUGCUGAAUGUAAGAUGACCAUGUUGAGUACAUGGCCUGAUUUAAAAAAAGAUAUUUUGUUUAAAAAAAAAAAAAGGACAUUUGUGGCUGUGCCCUUGCACUUAACAUACAGUGAAUAUGCACGUUUUACUUGGUUGUGAGUUCAUUUUUAAAAAGUAAACUUGGUGCAAAAGAGGCUUAUUUAGAAUUUUUUAAUAAAAUAAAAAACCUUAAAAAAAAAAAGCUGCUCAAGUUUAAGAUACUCAUGUUCUGAAUGUAUAGGAGAGGUGUGUAUUAAAUGAUGAAAAAACACUAAGGUGUUGAAAAUCAAAUCAGAUGUUUCACAAGAAAUGCAAAUGGCUGAGUUUGGGUGCUUGGUAAAACUGAAGUAUUGUCACAGUUUUCUCUUUCUAAAAUGCAUCAAUGCUAUGUUACUUUGUCCAGUAUUUGCCAGAUUAUGUCAGCUUCAGAGUGGGGACGGGGCAGUUGCCAGCGUGCAACUUUCAGUGUUGUCACAAUUCAGUUGAUCCUCUAAUAGAAACAACUGAACUGUGGUAGCAGAAUCCAAGGUUAUUUCAAAAUACAGGAACUACUAAAGAAGUGCUUUAACUUGAAAGGGAGUUUUGCAGAUUGUGAAAUGUUCUUUGAGAUGUCUUUCUGUACGUUCAAAAUGCAUUGGCAGCUGGUUGAAUGUUUACAAAUCUAUUGCUCCAAAUAAGAUGGAAUUGGCACUCUUUAAAAACUUACGUCUUUGUGACCUGGACCUUCACCAGUGUAUGAGCCGUUAUCCCAGUUACAAUUGUGUAUACUUGACUUCAAAUUGUCAAUUGCUAAUGGUAUCUGUACAAAUUGGAAACAACAAAAAUUUAAAUAAACUAAACUUUUUCA
Gymnogyps californianus (California condor) is the source of this 2602-nucleotide messenger RNA. RefSeq names its product proline rich nuclear receptor coactivator 2 (gene PNRC2). Bases 290 to 712 code for a protein of 140 amino acids. Lineage: Eukaryota; Metazoa; Chordata; Aves; Accipitriformes; Cathartidae. The transcript is spliced from 3 exons. The record is from RefSeq and is a predicted model, not a curated record. Gene Ontology annotation, cellular component: P-body; nucleus. Gene Ontology annotation, biological process: nuclear-transcribed mRNA catabolic process, nonsense-mediated decay.